GGGGGCGAACAGGUGCCGGAGGGUGCGGGGCGGCCGCCGCGGCCAUGAGCGCCAUGGGGAGGCGGGAAGCGGGACCGGGGUCGGGGCUGGUCCUGCUGCUGCUGCUGCUGCUGCUGGAGGGUCACUGGGGGACGGUGGCAGCGGAUGAGCCAGUGCCGUGCGGGACCCCCGUGCGCCGGCGAGUGGUGGGGGGCACGGGGGCGCGGGCAGGGCAGUGGCCCUGGCAGGUCAGCCUCGCUUUUCGGGGACGUCACGUCUGCGGGGGGUCCCUCAUCGCCCCCGCCUGGGUCCUCACCGCUGCGCACUGCUUCCCGCUGGAGAACCCCCUCUCCGAAUACCGGGUGACGCUGGGGGCCCUCCAGCUCCUGUCCCCCCCCGCCGACGCCCAAGUGAGGCGGGUGGCCGCCGUCACCCGCCACCCCGCUUACCGCGACGGUGACGUCAGCGAGGCGCACGGCGACGUCGCCGGGGACCUGGCGUUGGCACGGUUGGACCCCCCCGCCACCCCCACCCGUCUGGUUCGCCCAAUUUGCCUGCCCGGUCCUGCCGUCCGCUUCCCCCCCGGCACCAACUGCACCGUCACCGGCUGGGGGGACGUCCACACCGCUGGUCAGUGUCACCCAGGAAUUUUGGGGGGGGGGGGACGGACACGGACACGGGUUGUCCCCGUCAGCACCUACGUGGUCUUGGUGACGCCGGUGUCACCGGGUUCGGUCCCCUGCCGCCCCCCCAAAACGCUGCAGCAGCUGGAGGUGCCGCUCCUCGGCCACCGGCGUUGCCGUUGCCUUUACGCGGAGACGGCCGGCAUGGGGACGCCCGCCGGGGACACGCUCUGCGCCGGUUUCCCCCAGGGACAACGGGACGCCUGCCAGGGUGACUCCGGGGGUCCCCUCUCCUGCCGGGUGGGUGACGUCUGGUUGCUGGCGGGGGUGGUAAGCUGGGGGGAGGCCUGCGGGCUUCCCGGCCGGCCCGGCGUCUACACCCGCGCCGCCGCUCACGCCGCGUGGAUCGCUGCCGCCGUCCCCGAAGCCCCCCUGCGCCACCCCCAGCUCGCGCCUUUCCCCGAGGACGAGGACGACGGUCCCUGCGGGGACGGGGACCCCCCCGUGGCCUGGCCCCGGCCCCUGCCGCCCGACGGAGGCGGCAGCGCCGGUGCCGCCCACCCAGCCGCUCGCCCCGGCCGCCUCCUGUUGCUCCUGCUGGGGUUCCUGCUGCCCCUCGGCCUCCGCUGAGCGCCCCCCCCCCCCCCACCCCGAGGGGCUGGGGGCACCCAAAAAUGACUGACGGGACCCCGAAUCGGCACCCGGAAUUGGGCGCGGGAUGCCAAGCUAGAACCUGGGACGGAUGGCACCCAAAAAAUGACUCGUGGGGUGGCCGAGAUGGCUUCAGGCACCCCAACUUGGCACCCAAAAAUGGCUGACGGGACCGCCAGCUCGGCACCCAGGACGGAGCACCCGCUGUGACCCUGGGCCCAACUUGGCACCCGUGGUGUGUCCGUCCGUCCGUCCCCCCCCCGCCCCGAAUAAAUCAUCUGAACACA
Molecule: messenger RNA, 1540 nt
Organism: Aquila chrysaetos chrysaetos
Lineage: Eukaryota; Metazoa; Chordata; Aves; Accipitriformes; Accipitridae
Gene: PRSS8
Product: serine protease 8
Exons: 6
Coding region: 45-1232 (395 amino acids)
Biological process (GO): proteolysis
Molecular function (GO): serine-type endopeptidase activity
Source: RefSeq, a predicted model, not a curated record